ACCCUUUCAAAUUGAGCACCCUGUCAACGUCACGAGCCUUCACUGCUGCAGCCGUCCUCGACGUUCCCUCACCAUCCUCUAGCUGGACCAAAAGGGAUAUUCAUUCUUAAACACUGCAAACAUCUUGGAUCAUGUCGUCUGUCAUGCAGAAACUGAUCACCCCCCUGGCCAGUGGGCCUUCCGAACCCCCCAGGAACAAGGUGACGGUGGUGGGGGUGGGACAGGUUGGCAUGGCCUGUGCCAUUAGCAUCCUCCUCAGGGACCUGGCUGAUGAGCUGGCCCUGGUGGAUGUGAUGGAGGACAGACUGAAGGGAGAGAUGAUGGACCUGCAGCAUGGCAGCCUCUUCCUCAAGACCUCAAAGAUUGUGGCUGACAAAGAUUAUGCAGUGACCGCCAACUCCCGUAUUGUGGUGGUGACGGCUGGCGUGCGCCAGCAGGAAGGAGAGAGCAGGCUCAACCUGGUCCAGAGGAACGUUAACGUUUUCAGAGCCAUCAUCCCUCAGAUCAUCAAAUACAGCCCCAACUGCACCCUCGUGGUCGUCUCCAACCCAGUGGACGUUUUGACCUAUGUCACCUGGAAGCUCAGCGGCCUGCCCAAGAACCGUGUCAUCGGCAGUGGCACCAACCUGGACUCUGCCCGCUUCCGCUACCUGAUGGCUGAGCGCCUGGGCAUCCACUCCAGCAGCUUCAACGGCUGGAUCCUGGGGGAGCACGGAGACUCCAGCGUGCCUGUGUGGAGCGGUGCCAACGUGGCAGGAGUCAACCUGCAGAAGCUCAACCCUGAGAUCGGCACUGACGGAGACAAGGAGCACUGGAAGCAGACGCACAAAGAGGUGGUAGACAGUGCCUACGAGGUGAUCAAGCUGAAGGGCUACACCAACUGGGCCAUCGGCCUGAGUGUGGCUGACCUAACGGAGAGCCUUGUCAAGAACAUGAGCAGGAUCCACCCUGUCUCCACCAUGGUCAAGGACAUGUAUGGCAUCGGCGAGGAGGUGUUCCUGAGCCUGCCCUGCGUGCUGAACAGCAGCGGCGUGGGCAGCGUGGUCAACAUGACCCUGAACGACGACGAGGUGGCCCAGCUCAAGAAGAGCGCCGACACCCUCUGGGGAAUCCAGAAGGAUCUGAAAGACCUGUAGACCCAAGUGGGGUCGUCGGCGGAGGUCACACACUCCCAACAAGCCUCUCCCGUCAUCACCCCUCCCCACGUCUGUCCAUCAGUCAUUCCUUCCUCCCUCUUGAGUCUAACAUCCUCUCUAGCUAAAUCAUCUUGACAAGAUCCCCUAACACUCCUUACUUUUUCUUCCACAACUGAUGCACUCCUGUCACCCCCCCCUCCCCCACACACACACCAUCCUCAGUAGGAUGAGGUGGCCGUCUAGUGAAGUGUAACAUGCUGAUUUCGGUGUGACUAGGGUAAAGCGCGUAUAGCAUCCAUUACCUGUGGUCUGUUUUCCUGUGUUGCAGCUAUUCUACGUACGAUCAAAUAGAAAGUAGUGUUUGGGCUCCUCUCUUCACUCACUUGCACUUGAGCACGUUCUUUUAACUCCGCCCUGUAGGGAUACAUAGGACCCUCGUCCUCCUGUCUGCUCCCCCUUGGGGAGGGGGAAGUCCUGGCCGGCGGGGGAAGUGGAGGGAGGCCCAACCCCUGUGUUUCCACGUCUUUGUCAAAGGGAGAGGGCCAAGGUGGAUAUGAAAAUGUCCUCACCUUGAGUUUUUGUUUUGAAAACGAGCUGUCAUUGGUGUUAAGAAUUGUGUUGACAAUUGGACGAGUAACUUAAUAAAUAUAUGCAUAAACAUGCAAUAACA
Messenger RNA from Hypomesus transpacificus, 1806 nucleotides. It is a transcript of the gene ldhba, whose product is annotated as lactate dehydrogenase Ba. The record is from RefSeq and is a predicted model, not a curated record. Gene Ontology annotation, cellular component: cytoplasm. Bases 132 to 1136 code for a protein of 334 amino acids. NCBI's taxonomy places the organism in Eukaryota, Metazoa, Chordata, Actinopteri, Osmeriformes, Osmeridae. The transcript has 8 exons. Gene Ontology annotation, biological process: carboxylic acid metabolic process. Gene Ontology annotation, molecular function: L-lactate dehydrogenase (NAD+) activity.